Megalobrama amblycephala (Wuchang bream) is the source of this 2407-nucleotide messenger RNA. It is a transcript of the gene lsm2, whose product is annotated as smx5. The transcript is spliced from 8 exons. Gene Ontology annotation, cellular component: precatalytic spliceosome; P-body; U4/U6 x U5 tri-snRNP complex. Gene Ontology annotation, molecular function: RNA binding. The record is from RefSeq and is a predicted model, not a curated record. Bases 145 to 432 code for a protein of 95 amino acids. NCBI's taxonomy places the organism in Eukaryota, Metazoa, Chordata, Actinopteri, Cypriniformes, Xenocyprididae. Gene Ontology annotation, biological process: mRNA splicing, via spliceosome.
CCGAGAUGCGUAUAGAUGACGCAAAAUCCCUCCACCAAUGGGACCGUUACGUCUUCAUUCGUUUAGCCAAUAGAAGCACGAAGAGAAAAAAACCCGGCAGCUUAUUGAUGACGUAUGUGAACUGAAGCACAAAACCGCGUGAAAAUGCUCUUCUACUCGUUUUUCAAGUCCUUGGUCGGCAAAGAUGUUGUGGUGGAGCUCAAGAAUGACUUGAGCAUAUGUGGAACAUUACACUCAGUUGAUCAGUAUUUGAACAUCAAACUGACAGAUAUCAGUGUCACUGAUCCAGAGAAAUAUCCGCACAUGUUGUCGGUGAAGAACUGCUUUAUCCGUGGAUCGGUGGUGCGGUAUGUACAGCUUCCUGCGGAUGAAGUGGACACACAGCUACUACAGGAUGCUGCACGCAAAGAAGCUAUGCAACAGAAACAAUAAUGCGUUUACAUUUGAGAAAAGGUUUUGUUGGACUGUUCACACACACCAUCUGUGGAGUUUUGUAGAUUAAAUAUAUCCUUUUCUUAACUAAAACUUUAUGUAAAGUGUGGAUUUUUUUUUGUAAUUUUCCCUUUUUCCUCUGUUGUCAUGAGGCCCAUUGUUGAAAGGGUGUGACAUUUUUUCAGUUAGUGGUUGUGUGCUUUUUAAUGAAUGUUUUGGUUUGGUUCAAGGUUCUGUACUGCAUCCAAAUGCUUUGUUUUAGUUAAUUACAGUAAUACAGUACUGUACUGAUACAGUAAUAAAGUAUUUUUCCAUCACCACCUUUUUGAUGAAAAAGCUUGUGUUUGUUGUUUUUUUAGUUCAGCCAUUGACAAACUGUACAUUGCCCAGCAUUAAAUGUUAAGGUGUAGGCAUGAGUCUCUAUGAUUUAUGAUUUGUUGAAUAUGGGUAAUGUGGGCUGCAUAUGUUUUUGUAUUUAUUAUUUCUCUAUAGGGUGGUAAAGAUUUGUAGCUAUUUUAAAUGGUAGGAGGCUAAGUCAUUUGGCAUUAUGACAAGUAAUAUGAUUUUUUAAUAAUUUAUUAAAAUUAUUUAUUCUUAUGUUCAACUAUGCAACUUAUUUUACACCCAGUGUUUUCAAACGGAAUCCCUGCAAAUACAGAUGAGAUAUCACAAGAUAAAUAUCACAAGAUUUUUUUAGGAAUAUCGACUAUAUUUUAACAGUCUCAAACUGACUAUUUUAGCAGUCUUAUUGCUAAUGUUAAGAGUACUCUUGAAAGUCACCAUGGGAUCAAAUUUUUGUAUAGAAUAUUGCAGUAUUUAUUAUAAAUGAUUUACCCGUGUACAUUAUUAUUAUUAAUUUUUAUUUAUUUAUUUUAAAUUCAUGUAUUAGUAAUCUUGAAUCGAAAUAACUUCCCUUCCUACUUCCAGUGACAACUUUGACGUGUUUCCUGGCGCGAGGGCGGAACAACACUAGUUGCUACACUAUUGUUGCUAGUCACUCACUAGCAACAAUAGCCAAUGACAACGAUGGACAAAAUCAAGUCCCGCCCUACAUUUUGUCUUGUUCGAGAAGCCGUGCCUCUCAGAUGUAUGUCACAAUAGGGAAGCAAAAAAGACUAUCGCAACUUCCGUUUCAUGAGUUCCGAAGGAUUUGCUAAUUAGCUCACUAAUGAACUUGAAAUCUGUUAAUUUUAUUGAACCUUGUGAACCACUAAUUAAGACGAAUUGCUAUCAGCCGUUUGUUAAUUUUCCAUUUUAGGCCUUACUGAUACGCUCACAGAUUACUCUUAAAUUACACAAUGAGUUUAAUGAGAAUGCAUACGUUUCUGUAUCCUUCAAAGGCGCGUUCCGAUUUAUCUCGAGCUCCAUGAUGUCCACAACAACACUAUAGGCCUACGUUUUGAAACAGCCUUUAAGUAAAAAAUAAGUAGUUGAUUUUAUUCCAAUUACCUUUUCUAAAUUUCAUUGGUCUGUUAGUGUUUACAAAGAUUAAUAACGACUGUUACAUGGCAUCUGACAAGCACGAUAUUCUUUCAUACUGAAAGAAUACCAGACAAGUUCAAGUGGUGCUCGUCUGUGUUUUCAGGAGAAAUUCAUGAACGAGGGCUUCGACAUGGAGUGUUGCUCUGAGGUGCACCAAAGCAAAAUGGACGAGCACAUUCGGAAAGGUUAUGCUCUAACCUCUAUACUCAACGAGCUGUUUGAAGAAAAGAUUUCUACUCAGAAGAAAAAUCACUGGAUACUUGGACCUGAGGACCUCAAUGAUACUCUUGUUCAUGAUUUUGAGAUGGAAGAAGCAGCAUGAGCUUUGCAUCAGUGCCUGCAUUGUUGUGCAUUUACCUGUGAACCAAAGUUGCAGGUGAAACUGCAGUUUUUAAAAAUAACUUCAACUAAUAGUAAACUGUUGUAAAUAUGUUUUGUGUUCUUAAGCGUAUUAAAAUGCAGACCCGGAGUAGCCAAGCUACUUCAAAUUCUA